CUUCUUAUCUUGCUUCCUUCUUUGUAACUUCAUUUUCUUCUCGCGUUGAAUGAGUACUUCCCGCCGAAUAAAACCCUAGCACCAUCGCUCCAUCUAUCUAGUCAUGAAGUCCCAUCGACUACUCAGCAUAAGCACAAGCAGCAUCCAGUUCCGCCACUUCGCCACGAAAUACACAGCGAAAGUCACAUCAACCUCCGCUUCUGGCCUUUCGCUCUCGGCUAGGGUUUCCCCUCCGCAAACUCUUCCCUACGACUCUCGGGGCUACCCAAUUCCACGUCGGAACCUCAUUUGUCGCGCUACCCACCUCAUCCUCCAGUCCGCUAACCAAUCAAAUCCUUACACUUCCCUCCAAGACGACCCUUUCUCUGACCUCUCUGACUACCUCUCCUCCCUUUCCCUUUCCUUCACCACCUCCGAGGUUUCUGAGAUUCUCAAAUCCCUCAAUUCUCCCUCCCUCGCUCUUCGCUUUUUCCAUUUUUGCUCCUCUCUUUCCCCUAAUUUCCAACACGAUGCUUUCACCUACACUCGCAUCAUUCUUGUUCUCUCAAAGUCAACUCUCCCCAACAAGCUCGACCUGAUUCGUUCUCUGCUUGCACAGAUGGAGACAUCCUCCGUGCGUGGGAUCGUCUCCACUGUCAAUAUCUUGAUUAGUUGUUUUGAGAGUGCUGAGGAUUUGGAUAGGUGCAUUGGGUUUGUCAAGAAAUGGGGCUUGAAGAUGAAUCCUUACACCUACAAAUGCUUGCUUCAGGCUUAUUUGCGGUCUCGGGAUUCGAGUCGGGCAUUUGCCGUGUAUGUUGAGAUGGAAAGGAAAGGGUAUAAGCUCGAUAUAUUUGCUUAUAACAUGCUUUUGGAUGCUUUGGCCAAAGAUGAGAAGGUUGACCAGGCCUACAAGGUUUUUGAAGACAUGAAAAGGAGAUAUUGUGAUCCUGACGAAUAUACUUAUACAAUUAUGAUCAGAAUGAGCGGAAAGUCUGGGAGACAUGAUCAAUCACUGGCAAUUUUUGAUGAAAUGAUAUCAAAGGGUUGUGCUCCUAAUUUAAUGGGUUAUAACACUAUGAUUGAGGCACUUUGCAAAGCCCGAAAGAUUGAGAAGGUCAUUAGUUUAUUCUCUAAAAUGGUUGAGAGAGAUUGUCAACCCAAUGAGUUUACAUACAGUGUCAUCCUGAAUCUUCUGGCUGCAGAAGGGCAGUUGGCUAAACUUGAUGAAGUCGUUGAAAUAUCAAAGAAGUACAUGAAUAAGUCGAUAUAUGCAUUUCUUGUAACGAAACUGAGCAAACUGGGUCAUGCUGGUGAAGCACACCGGUUGUUUUGCAACAUGUGGAGCUUCCAUGAUAAGGGAGACCGGGAUGCCUAUAAGUCAAUGCUGGAAAGUUUGUGCAAUGCUGGUAAAACAACUGAAGCUAUUGAUCUGCUUAGUAAAAUCCAUGAGAAAGGAAUAACCACUGAUACUAUCAUGUAUAACACAGUACUCUCAGCUCUUGGGAAGUUAAAGCAAAUAUCCCAUCUUCAUGAUCUUUAUGAAAGGAUGAAACAGGACGGGCCUUUACCUGAUAUAUUUACCUACAACAUUUUGAUAUCCAGCUUUGGCAGGACUGGCAAAGUCAAUGAAGCUGUUAAAAUUUUUGAAGAACUUGAGAACAGCAGCUGUACAGCUGAUGUUGUCUCCUACAAUUCUUUGAUCAACUGCCUUGGGAAAAAUGGUGAUGUUGAUGAAGCUCACAUGAGAUUUAAGGAGAUGCAAGAGAAAGGACUCAAUCCUGAUGUUGUCACAUACAGCACACUUAUUGAAUGCUUUGGCAAGACAGAUAGAGUUGAAAUGGCCUCCAAAUUGUUUGAUCAGAUGAUCUGUGAGGGCUGCCUUCCUAACAUUGUUACAUACAACAUUUUACUUGACUGUCUUGAGAGGAAUGGGAGAACUGCUGAUGCAGUUGAUCUGUAUGCAAAACUUAAACAGCAGGGUUUGACACCUGAUUCAAUUACAUAUUCAGUGCUUGAACGAUUGCAAAGUGGUUCUCAUAGGAAAGUCAGGGUUCGGAGAAAGAAUCCCAUUACUGGUUGGGUUGUUAGCCCUUUAAGGUGAUUGGGAUUAAUAAAUGGAUUUGUUGGAGCAUUAUGUCAAAGGGUUCUUGCACUGAUUGUUGACCUCUACACUUAAGUGCUUUUUCCUUAGUCUCCACUAGAGCUUGUCAAGACUUGGGAGAAUGGGAAAGUUGCAUUUGAUAGGUGCUUUUACAAAUGCAGCUUUUAGUCUACCAGCACUCUACUUGGACCUAAUGCUAGGGAUCGGUAGAUUCAUUUUUAAGCGCAUGCAGCUAAAAGCAGCCAUCCUCAGCAGCUGAAACAUUUUUUUCCCCGAUAAUAAUGGUCUGGUGAAACAUCUCUUUCAUAAUCCACAUCGGUCAGCCUCCUCAUCUGUCUCUUCUUAGAGAUAUCAGGAUCUAUCUGAAGAUUAUUGUGAAUUUGAUUUCUUCAAGGAAGAUUGGAGCCAGAAGUGCGGAGAAGGUUGGGCACAGUCAGGCCGUGAGGUGGUGAUGGUGGAUCGUCCUUGAAUUCUAGCUGUCUGAUGUAAAGAGAUUUCUGAGGUAUGGUGGGUCGGCAACGGAGUCGAGCACACGCAUAGUGAUCUUUAUUGGGACCGGAGCAGUAAUCCUACCAUAGUCGAUUGCUGGUUGUGGUUAAAA
Messenger RNA from Carica papaya (papaya), 2681 nucleotides. RefSeq names its product ABA Overly-Sensitive 5 (gene ABO5). NCBI's taxonomy places the organism in Eukaryota, Viridiplantae, Streptophyta, Magnoliopsida, Brassicales, Caricaceae. The record is from RefSeq and is a predicted model, not a curated record. Gene Ontology annotation, molecular function: protein binding.